Symbiodinium pilosum is the source of this 2976-nucleotide messenger RNA. Lineage: Eukaryota; Dinophyceae; Suessiales; Symbiodiniaceae. The record is from the annotation of a GenBank genome assembly.
AUGUUGAGCAAGAUUACCUACUGUGCACACGUGCGCACCGGGACAGUGCAUGUUGUGGGCACCAGUGGGCUAUUAUUGUGCAAGAGCCGCGUCCCGGGUUCAGAUUUGAGCCCAGUGCAAGGGCAGCCAGAUGAAGAAUCUAAGAAGUGCCAGAAGUGUUUCAAGGCUGCUUCGCUGGAGCAACCCUCAGACUCAGACAAAGCUGGCAGCGACAAGGACUCUUCAGAGCGCUCAGGCGCUUCCUCGGAUGAAUCAGGACAUGAGCAAAGUGCUCAUGAUAAGCAAGCUGGCUUGCAAUUGCUUCCCCGUUUGCCAACACUGGUGAUGGAGAUGUUGGCUCGUUGCUUUGAAGAACCCUCUUAUGAUGUAUCUUAUGAGAGAGUGAACUGCAAGGAGCUCGAAGGGGUUUUGGCAUUGGCCGUGAUACGCCGCUGCCCACAAUUGUUCGAUGAGUUAGCAAGUGUGCGCCGCCGUGCUGUGCAGAUUGACAGCACAGGUGUCGGCUCGAUUCCAGUUUGCCAUUAUGACUCUUCGCGCCCACCUUGCAAGGGCCUGUUCGGUCGAUCCUAUAGCGGGGUGGUCCCAAAGCCGCCCGCUGAAGCAGAGUCCCCAGAAUCUCGACCUGCCAAACGUGUGAAAGAUGGCCCAGCUCCUUGGGGGGAUGUGCCAGCGGUUGUACGGGCAGAACUGCAGAAGGGUAUUCCAACGCACCUUGCUGGUCGGAGCCUUGCUUCCUUAUCGCUGCUCACACAGGCCGUAGCCCAGAUGGGCCUGGCAAAGUGGGAGAUCCGCCUGGUCGCUCCCGAGUACACAAUAGGGAGGGCCAUGUUUGAGCACCUGAAAUUGGGCCAGCUAUCACGCCAGGUGCAAGACUUCAUGGCAAACCAAGAAGCUUGGGUCCACGAGACUUGUGUGGCCUUUGGCCUCCAAUCAUCGGAUGCGACAGAGCUUUUUGGCGAGAUUGCGCAGGGUGGCAGUGCCAUGAACUGGCUGGAAAGACGGUUUGGCCAAGUGCCAAACAAUUCCACAGUUCUGGAGAAGCUGUGCGGCCUGGAAGUUGGGAUGCGACAGGUGCACCAGAUAGUCUUUUCAAUGGAAUGGUCUGAGGGAGACCCCAAAGCCAGCGCCGAAUGUCGUGAGUGGCUCUUGCAGCAUACCCAGUACCCAGAUGCGGAGGCGUUCUGGCACCUUUACACCAGCUUUGAGCGGGUGUGUCUGUCGCACAUGCAGGCCACGGCGCGCAAGCAUCUGGUGAGCAAGACGCAUGCUGGCAUCAGGGUGGACGUUGAGGAUCCCACGGAGCUCACGCAGAGCAUUAACGAAAGGCUGGCCAAGCUUCCAGGGAUCCGGGCUGAAGCGGUUGCUCUUUCAACUCCGCAGCAGGUGAUGGACCACAACAUGCAGAAUUGGGAUGUCAAGUCCAGGAUGCGGUGGUCCGACUACAUGGAGCUGCGUGUAGAAUGUCAGAUGCAUUUGCAGCAAGGCUCUGCGGCGAGGAAGCACAACGUCUUUGCACGACUUGUUGCUGCCACAUUGGAAGACAUCAUGUACGUCCCACAGGUGGAUGACGCUAAGCCGCAGUUUUUCGAGAAGUACGUGGUCGAAAAAGGGCUUUGGGCUGAGCUGCACAAAGAUCACCUGCUGGGACCGAUUUCCAAGAUCCUCGAGGGGCUGAGCGCAGACAACAACAGCAAGCUGGGCAAAUCACUGAUCGACCCCGUGAUGCACAAGCUGCUUGAGGCACCGCGACUCCAGCCUUUGGAUUCGGACCAUUCUCGUUUCAAGCUGCUGUUCCAGGAUGGCAUGUUGUUUGACUUCAAGACGAUGACCUCGAGGCCAGCCAUGCCAUCGGAUCGCAUGCGCCUGACCAUGGCUUGCCCAUUCGAGCCCUGGGUUCCACCGGCAGGGGCCCCAGACGUCGUCAGCAAGCUUUGCCAGUGGCUUCCGCGCAAGUCCGCCACUUUAGAGGACGACGACCUGGGUGCGCAGAUUCAGGCUGACCUGGAGGAGCUCGCCACCAAGCAUGGCUGUUCUUUGCUUGCUGUCCUGUUUGACAUUUUUGAUUGCUGGCACUUCCCCAUCCACUUUUUACGGAACGUGGCCAUCAUGGCGAGCGCGGACCCUAAGUGGAACUUCAUCAAUUGGUUGGACGGCGCCGGCGGGGCUGCAAAGGACACCCUGCUGAAGAUCUGUCUCAAAGCAUUUGGGGAAGGGGAGCUUCAUCUUGGCAUGUGUGAAGCGGGCCGCAAGAUGACAGCUGCGGUCGACACUCGUGGCAGCUUCCGAGAUUUGAUGAAGGCCGGCGUGGGGAAGAGGCUCAUGUGGCUGUCAGAGGUGCCCGAUAGGAAGCUUAUCACUGAGCUUCCCAAGAUGCUUUCGGAACAGACGGGGGCUUCCUUGUCGUUGCCCGGCAAGCAGAAACAGGUCUUUCGUCCCAUGGGCCUCCUGUGGUUCACUUCGAAUUUCGCGCCAACAUUCAAGGACGGAGGGUUCCCACGGCGCUUGCAACUUUGGGGGCUUCCCAAAUCUUUCACAGGCACACAGGGCACCCAUGACGACAGCUUGCGGGAACGCAUUGAUGCCGGUGAGUUCAAUGGGCAGCUCAUCUACUUCGCCCUCGAAAUGUUCAAGACGCUGGACAAGAGCCUCAACCCAGGCUUAACCUUGACGCCUCCGCCCCCGUCCAUGGCAGACGUGAUCGAAGAGAUCCAUGAGGAGCAGUUCCGAGGAGCGGACUCGUUGCAGACCUUCGUGAACGAGAAGUGUGUCAAAGUGCAUCGAUCCGAGGGUACCCCCGUGAAGGAUUGGCGCAAAGCAGCAGCAGCAUAUCUGGGGGUGGAGUAUGCUGCCAUUGGUCCGAUGCUGGCACCGUGCAACCUCAAGUCAGAGUCUCGUGGUUCGCCUCCAGGUGGGCGCAUCAUUUCGCGAAUGCAAGACAGGCCUCAGAUCCCGCUGGAUGCGCACUUCGGCUUCUGA